CCAGGUACGGCUGUGCGAAGACUCUGCUACGAAAAAUUCAAGGAGGCAUUUCCCGACGACUACCAGGAUAUUCUUAGUGCAUACAACGAAGCAAAUCACAUAGGCUCGGCUUCAACUCUGAAUCAGCAUCAACAAUCAUUCCAAAAGCUCUACAGACGAGUAGCAAGCUUGCUCGAUUCUGCUUCAACGAGAUUCGGAUUUGAGGCAGCUAUUGUCUUUUGUGGCAAUAUCGUCAACCAGGAUGCCUCUCUGGGUCAUGUACACACAACACAGUCUGCUGCAGGGUUCUUCGAGACACGCUGCCGUGCCAAUGACGAUACCAUCAUUGGGCAUCUGAAAGCUCAU
This is a messenger RNA of Suillus discolor, 345 nucleotides long. RefSeq lists its product as uncharacterized. The transcript is spliced from 3 exons. NCBI's taxonomy places the organism in Eukaryota, Fungi, Basidiomycota, Agaricomycetes, Boletales, Suillaceae. The annotation marks the transcript as partial. The record is from RefSeq and is a predicted model, not a curated record.